AUGGUUCGCCGUUUUGUAUUACUGGACAAGAACCUAGAGCUUGUUGAUUGUUGGAAACGUAGUUUAGGCGAUCUAGAGUGUGUAAACAUAUGUACAAACGGUUUAGAUAGAGUUGAUUUCAGCGCUAUGGGAGUCGAUGUAGGGAUUGGGACGAAGAAAGCUGCUGUUGUUUCGCCUGGGAACUCGUUUGGAUGGCUUGGCGGCGGGUUCGAUUUGGCGUUGAGGCAGUUCUUCGGAGGACCAUCGUUCGAGUCGUUUUUCAGACAUCAACUGGCAAGAAAUGGAGGAGGAGGAGGAGCUGGCUACAAGCCAGUGGGAACGGCUACAACGGUGGAAUUGGGCCCUGAAUGGAGGAGAAACGGAAUCACCCGCAUAAUCCACGUUCCAACGGUCGUAGCACCGUCACAUAAAAUUUACGAUCCGCUCAGACCAAUGGAAACAGGAUACGGUCUCGUUUUCAACGUGUUGUACAACGCUCUUGUACACACACCUGAAGAUACACACGUUUUGGUGGUUCCUGGGUUGGGUACAGGGUAUGCUGGAGUGCCCGUAGAAGUGUGUAGUAAAUCCAUGGCGCUAGCGAUUCGAUUAUUCCUUUUGGAUUCAAAAACGAUGUCACAAGAGCUCAAAAACGUCGUGAUCAUGCGGUUCUUGGGCUACAGGUACGAUGCAUUUGUUUCCCAGGAGUGUGUUCGGGAAUGCCAGAAAUUGGGUAUCGAUUUUGACCGUUUACUCGCCUACGAUGCCCGCAUUGACCCUAUCGAGAACCUUUUGCCCUCGGGUCACGGUGGUGACCAAAAUAAGUCCCAAGCCGAAGGAAAUGGUUCCUAG
This is a messenger RNA of Lachancea lanzarotensis, 831 nucleotides long. It is a transcript of the gene PDL32, whose product is annotated as LALA0S02e02806g1_1. NCBI's taxonomy places the organism in Eukaryota, Fungi, Ascomycota, Saccharomycetes, Saccharomycetales, Saccharomycetaceae. The record is from RefSeq and is a predicted model, not a curated record. The coding region runs from base 1 to 831 and encodes 276 amino acids. The transcript has a single exon.